This is a messenger RNA of Paramecium octaurelia, 1458 nucleotides long. The record is from the annotation of a GenBank genome assembly. NCBI's taxonomy places the organism in Eukaryota, Ciliophora, Oligohymenophorea, Peniculida, Parameciidae.
AUGAGCCAAAGUAGUUAGCAAAGAGUAUUUAUGAAUAGAUUUGUUGUUAAAAAGAAGAUUUCAUCCGGGGCGUUUGGAGUCGUCUAUUUGGUGUUUGAUAAAUAAACAAAUCAGGAUGCAGCAUUAAAAUUGGAGAAGGAGGAUAAUGAGGAGAUGAGAUCUCUGGAAAGAGAAGUUGAAAUCUUGAAAUAAUUAAAUGAUGCUGAAGGUACUCCUAAGUUGAUUUGGUAUGGAAAUGAAAGUGAAUUCAACAUCAUGGUUAUACAAUUGUUAGGAAGAGAUUUGGCAUAUUAUUUUAGAUAGUAAAAGAAGUUCAGUUUGAAAUGUACGAUUCAAAUUGCUCAUGAUUGCGUUGUCAUCCUCAAAAAUAUCCACAAUAAGAAUGUAGUUCAUCGAGAUCUCAAACCAGAAAAUAUACUAAUGUCAAAAGAUAACGAGGGUAUUUACAUAGUUGAUUUUGGCAUUAGUAAAAUUUAUAGCAUUUAGGGAGAACAUAUGUAAUUUUUCAAUUCUAUUUGUAUUAUAGGCCAUUCAGAAAUGAUAAAACCUUUAUGGGCACACCUAGAUAUGCAUCUGUAGCUGCUCACUUGGGCCAUGAAAUCUCAAGGAAGGAUGAUUUGGAAUCUCUUUUUUAUGUAAUUUUAUAUUUUCUUCGUGGCAGUCUACCAUGGUAAAAUUUGCCGGUCUCAGAAAAUGAAAGAACAAAGGCUGUUGGAGAAAUCAAAUCAAACAUAGACCUAAAUGAAUUAUGCGUUAAUUAACCACAUGAAUUGGUCGAAAUACUUUCAUAUUUGAAAUCCUUGAAAUUCUUAGAUCAACCUAACUAUUAAUAUAUCCUAUAACUUCUUAAUUAAAUUGCAGAAAAUAACCAAUUUCUAUUAGAUGGAAUUUAUGAUUGGACUGAAGGUUUAAUAAAGUCAACCAAAAAGUUUAGCUCUUUAGAAUCUAAAAAGUCAUUUGAAUUCAAUAAAAUUAAAGAACUAUCUCCUGGAAAUCUAAUGAAAAGCUCUUCAAAACUAUCCCAAUAGAUUAUUUGGACAGUCAAUGAUCAAUUAUAGCAUCCACAAGUUGCGUAUAUUUUAAUUAAAUCUAGUCCGUCCUCUCAGCAUCACCUUUUGUUACCCCCUGAUCCAAAUAGAAAGCCUGGAUAAAGGACAGAUCUAAGACAUUUAUCUAAUUCCUCAUCUAAUUCAAAUGUUGGAACCUUUAGUUCAAUGGUUCUUAAAUAUUUGCCCUCUCAAAUUGAAAUAGAAAAACCCACAUUUUUUCCAAAUUGGAAUAAAACCGAUAAAUAAUAAGAAUCUUAAUAUUAAGAUUUGAUGGACGAAAACAAUUUUGAGAUUCCUUUGAAUUAGAAAUACGAAAGCAUAAUCUAAAAUUAAGCAUUCGAGUACAUAUACUAAUAUAUAUAUUAGUCAUUACAAUAAAUUUAAUAAAUUCCUAGAAACCUCUAAUUGA